GCGACGGCAGUUCCCGAAACCAACCGGGGGGGAAGAGGAGCUGCGGAAAACCCGCGUCGAUAUAGACAAGACUAGUCCUCUUUUUCUUCCCGGUCAGGCAGAAGUUCUCGUGUCCAGAAUGAUUGACGUGCGGGCGUGGGCGGAGUACGUGGUGGAGUGGGCUGCCAAAGACCCCUAUGGUUUCCUCACUACGGUCAUACUGGCCCUCACGCCCCUCUUCAUAGCCAGCGCUCUGUUGUCGUGGAAACUGGCCAAAAUGAUCGAGGCUCGUGACCGUGAACAGAAGAAAAAGCAGAAACGUCAGGAAAACAUUGCUAAGGCCAAGAGACCCAAGAAGGAUUGAGCCGAUGCGGGUGGGACGAGGGGAUGAGGGGAACAUGAGAGAGAGCAACUGCCAAGCUCAAGGCUCUCCUGACUCCCGGGGCGCCCUGCCCUCCUUUGUCCCGGCCCCGCCACUACCAGCGCAGGCCUCAUAUUCUCCUGUCUGGAGUCGGAGGAGGGACACUGGCCCUGAUGUAAACCUCACAGUGCUAGGUCGGACAGCACUGCCACAAGGAGGCUCAUCCCGAUGAGACUCUUGUCUGCAAGAGCACAGUGGUAACCCUGUAUAGCCCAUUACUGCGCAGGAACCCGCUGAUGUGCCGUUGUGCAGCUGUUGCAGCAUCUUGCAUUCCAUUAUCGAGUUGUCUGUCUGGCUGAUUUUAUAAUGUAAUUAAAGUACUUGAUUUUUUUUCCUUCUCUUUCGUUCAUGUUACUUACAAAAUGUCCAAAUGAUUUGCUUUUAACAAAUGAAGUGCCCAUGGUUGAUUAUAAAAAAAAAUCCUCUGUAGAUUUCAGUAUUGGAUUGAUAUACUUAUUUUCCAUGCAAGUCGCCGUUAAGUCAAAUAAUUCUUCUGUGAACAAUGAACACAUUUAUAAAAAUGCACUUCUGCCAAGAGCUUAAUCAAUUCCCGUUUCUUCCUUCAACUUGAUUUGUAUCCCGUUUUAGUGCAGCGAUAUCCCCUGGGUUCAUUUUGGGUAGAAUGCAGGGUGUCCUGUUGAGCAGAGAAACUUUUCAAGCCAAGCCCUCGUAAUGGUAAACAUCUGUCCUGCUGAGGUGUCCUUGUAGCUGAAUUAAUAAAGCAAUUUUUUUGAGGUAUGAUUAAACAACCCCUGAACACCAUCUCUUAAUCCUUUGAAACUAAUAAAUGUAUCUCAUAUUUUACAG
This is a messenger RNA of Lampris incognitus (smalleye Pacific opah), 1207 nucleotides long. RefSeq names its product small integral membrane protein 15 (gene smim15). The record is from RefSeq and is a predicted model, not a curated record. The transcript is spliced from 2 exons. Bases 119 to 343 code for a protein of 74 amino acids. NCBI's taxonomy places the organism in Eukaryota, Metazoa, Chordata, Actinopteri, Lampriformes, Lampridae.